Messenger RNA from Heterobilharzia americana, 5305 nucleotides. The record is from the annotation of a GenBank genome assembly. Lineage: Eukaryota; Metazoa; Platyhelminthes; Trematoda; Strigeidida; Schistosomatidae.
ACUUUUAGAAAUUGGCUAAUGGUGGAGUAUUUCGCAACAUGGGCUCUCAGUCGUCGUUGAAUGAUGUAUCAAAUGCUAUCAGACAAGAGAUAAUACGGUUUGAAAGCGUACACCCCAAUAUUUAUGCUAUCUACGACCUCAUCGAUGCAAUCAAUGAUAAAAAUCUGGCCGACUCACUACGCCAACUGGUCGUUUCUAUUGAAGAUGCUUUCGUCAAUAGUCAAGAAUGGACACUGAGCAAUGGUGUGCCUGGUAUCAAACUAGGUCUACUUGGCUCUGUCCGGAGCGGAAAGUCUGCCUUGGUGCAUCGAUAUCUUACUGGGGCCUACGUACAUGAUGAGUCCCCAGAAGGUGGUAGAUUCAAAAAGGAGCUUUCUUUAGACAAUCAAAGUCACUUGCUGCUAAUUCGUGAUGAAGGUGGUCCUCCUGACCUUCAGUUUAGUCACUGGAUUGAUGGAGUCAUAUUUGUGUUCAGCUUGGAAAAUAUCGAGAGCUAUCAAGUUGUUUACGAUUACUACGCCCGUCUUUCAACUUACAGAAGCACCACAAACCUUCCCAUUAUUCUUGUUGGAACUCAAGAUUCCAAUUGUGAACCGUAUGUACGAGUGAUAGAUGAUGCUCGUGCACGGAAGCUAGCGAAUGACCUAAAGCGCUGUGCUUACUAUGAGACGUGUGCUGCUUACGGUCUAAACGUUGAACGUGUUUUUCAGGACGCAUGUCUUAAAAUACUUCAGAUGCGUGCGUCAAGUAGUUCGCCUGUUCCAAGACCAAUAACACCACAAUUGCCGUCUAAUUUGCAACAAAGGCCAUGUGCUAACAGCCCUGUUGAGGGCGUUCCUCUUGUGAGCAUAAGUCAGUCUCAACAGUCCUUGUUUUCUAACGUGGUCAAUGCUCGUGAAGGCCCUGUUGUUAUGAAAAAUCCUGGGUCUAACUGUAAUGUGACUAAUGCAGCCACAGGCGGCAUCGAUAAGAAAGAGCGGACAGUAUUCUCAAGUAAUCCUACAAAUCGUCGUCCUGAUACUCACAGCAAUCCUGGAUUCGAACAUGAUUUCAAUGAAGAAAGUAAGGCUGACAAUAAUGAAUCUCUUACUCCUAGCAGUACUCCAACACAUUCACGAAAGAAUAGACGAAAAUCCAAUCUAUUUCAAAAACGUAAUGAUGAUGAACGGGAAAGGGAGAAAAAGUUGAAUGGAAUAGGCAGUGGACGUGCUAUCCCACUUAAACAAGGAUUUUUAUACAAACGAACUUGUAAACCAUUGAGUAAAGAGUGGAAAACAAAGAAAUAUGUGACUUUAACAGAUGAUGCCCGCCUUACUUAUCAUCCAAGUAUUCAUGACUAUAUGGAUAAUACACAUGGUAAAGAAAUUGAUUUAAGCAGAACAACUGUCAAGAUUCCUGGUGUAGCGUUUCGACAGGUUGGCAGUCGAAUAACAAGUAAUGGAUUACUAAGAAGUCAGUUGAAUGAAGGUGGAACAGAUCGACGGUCAACUGGAGUAGAAGUGAAAAAUUCCUCUGAAAAUACAGUGCCAACAAAUGAUAAUACAGUAUCAGGAGGCAAAGAUUCAUCAUCGGUUAAAAAACGUCACCGGCGUAUCAAAUCAAAUCCUAAGAGUAAUAAUGCUGAUGGUUCAGAUUCAGAGGGUUAUGAAUUUCAGUUGAUAUCAAUGGAUCGUCAAUGGCAUUUUGAAGCAACUGGUCCAGAUGAACGCGAUGAAUGGGUCAUGCAUAUUGAACGAGCAAUUAUGACUAGACUUCAGUUGAAUGAAUCGAGUAAACGUACUCGAGCUAUUGCUGCUGCAUGUAACGCAGGCGGUUCAAAUCACUCCUCAAAUUUUAGUGGAUUAGGUUCAGGAGCUGGUCGACAUGGUGGGGCUGAUUCUAACAGCUUAAACUCAAGUCGUUGUGGAGCUGGAGAUGCUAAUGAAUUGGCUGUCACAGAGCAUUUAAUCCAGAAUAUAAGAUCUGCUGCAGGAAAUGAUUUUUGUGCAGACUGUGGUGCAUCAGAACCAGAUUGGGCAAGUCUUAAUUUAGGCGCUAUGGUUUGUAUCAGUUGCAGUGGUAUACACCGGCAAUUGGGCACGCAUAUAUCACGGAUACGUUCUUUACACUUGGAUGAGUGGUCAACAGAAUCUGUGGCUGUUAUGGGUGCGAUAGGAAAUACACUAGCUAAUUCAGUUUGGGAAGCUGCUGUACCUGUAAAUGCAGGGAAUCGGCGGUGAGUGUAAUGUGUGUUAUCUUAUAGUUGCUUACUGUGUUUUAACAGAUUACGAUUUGGUAUAGUAGUAGUACAACACAAUAUAAUGCUACAAUGUGGACCACACAUACAUUACUACUACUAAUAAUAACAGUAAUAAAGAGAGAAGUCUGUUAAGAAUGCAACCGACGUAGAUGUCUUUUUUCCUUUGGUUAGGCUUCCUUUUAACAUGGUCAACACAAGUAGGCUAUACCUGACUAUUUUGCCGAACAUUUGCAUUGUCUAUGGAAAUCAAAUUAGAGGAUAGUGGUAGGCCAAUACACUCUUGGCCUUUAACAAUAAUCAUUCAUUGGACGGCUUCAGAUGAAUCCUGUCGCUAAGAGACAAUCUUUUCAGAGUCACAUUCUGUUUUGAGGAAAUGUUAGUAGAACUGUGGAGUACACGGUGACAUUAUAUAUCAUCGGCUAAUUAGACAGCAGGUUUGCACCUUCAAUGAGACUGUUCAUCUGAUCUUUUACAAGCUGCUAAAUGUUUUACAUUACAUCACUCAUCUGUCUACCUAUUUAAUUUCAUGAUAAAGAGUUUGCUGUUGGUUGUCGUUUUCAUAAUCAGAAUUAUUCUCUGAAGCCGAAAACUAUGAAAACCUUUUUGUUACUACUUAGUUCUUGGCAUCCAUCUUUUCUGUAUGCAGUCGAAAUUUCUAUUGAUAAAAUAUCUUUCCGUGUUACCUAAUUUUUUCCAAAAUCUUCCUUUACUACCUUAUUACACAUAUGAUUAUCAGGAAACCCGAUUCAUCGAGCUCACGAGAAGAAAAAGAAAUCUGGAUUAGAGCGAAAUAUGAACGUCAAGAGUUUCUACCUCCUCUACCGUAUCCUGAUGCCCCAUUACAACAACAAUUAAUCGAUGCUAUAGCUCGGCAAGAUACACGACAAGUUAUACUUUGUUUAGCUUUAGCUACUCCUGAAACAGUAAAUGCAGCUUAUUCACGUCAAGAUCCUCGAGCAGCUAUACACAUAGCCGCUACUCUUGGGAAUAUGGUUUAUUUACAAUUGCUUCUAUGGUAUAAUGGUGAUCCAACUGUAACUGAUCACGAAGGAAGAAAUGCAUUUUAUUAUGCUCAUUGUUCUCAAAAAUAUGAUUGUGCUGAUUUUCUCUUACGUAAUGGUUGUCCAAAACAACUAGUACCACCUAUUCCACCAGCUACUAUAGCGCCAACACUUCGUUCCUCUCAGAAUAUUAUAUCACAACAGAUUGUUCAGUCUCAUUCCAUAGUUCAUGGACCUUUAUUACCGACUGGGCCUUCAUCCAUUGUUACAGAUUUGAAUGGUGGAAGUAGUUUAAACUCAGGUCUUGUACAACAACCUCAUCAUUUCUCACACCUUCAACAACAUCAAUCGUCGUCUACUGCUUCUGGUAUGCCAAAUCAUCUAGGCGGUCAGUUACCUUCGUAUCAUCCCAUGACCUCAGGUUCUGUUACAGCAAAUCAACAGAUAUCUCAAGGGUCGAAUCAUCCUGUUGUUUCAGGUUCUGGAACUCUGUACACUGGAAAUGUAAAUCAAGCUCUUGGGGCUACACUUCCGCGUCGUCGUGCACCUGUUGGUCCGUUCUCUUCAAAUGCAGCACCUCCAACUCUUCAACCGUUUCUACGACCAAACGUACAUCAGCAAAUUUCUGUUAGUACUACACAUCGACCAACAUCUUCAGUUAUCCCAUCAGUUACUCGUCCUAUAACACCCAGUGCUGUUAUGCUUCGAACAUCUUCUAUUAGCUCAUCCCAGCCACCGCAUACACGUUCAAGUUCUAACACUACUGGGAAUUCAUCAACAUUGACUCAACCUUAUGUUUCUACUAGUCAAGAAGUUGGUCUUUAAAAUAAGCAGGAGAAUAAAAUCAAUGUAUUUUAUAUAAUGCGCCCCGUUGUGUUUUCUAUGUGUAUAUUCUCCUAAGCGACUGCAUUUAUUUCACUGGCAUAUACCUUCAUUGAUGAGGUAGACACAUGUACUAACUUGAUUGUAAGCUUUGAACUUAGCUACAGUUUUGUGUGCAAUAUUAUAAAUGAAUGGAACUAAUGAUCAUUUACAUUGUCUUCCAGUUAAAUUAUUAUCAUUAUCAUCAUUAGUAAUAAUAAUAAUACUCUACCUUUAUAACUGACUUUACCUCAGGAUAUAUGCAUAUCUAUAUAUUCAUCUCUGGAUGUGUUGUUUAUUUCAUGUAACAAAUAAUACUAAUAAUAAUACUACUUACAUCCUCCAAUUGGCUUCCCAUCAUACUUCCGUUUUGUAUUUCUUCUGUUGUUUUUUUUCUACGCGAAUAAGUGCUUGUUAACUUUUCACUCACCUUUGACUAAACUCUCAUGUGUGUUUGUGUAUUCACUUACGUACACACAAAGCAGUCUUCAAUAUGUGUAUAUGGAUAUGUAUGUACUCACAUACAAAAGCAGCGCUCCGCUGCUUUCCAGUCGGUUUACAUGUGUGCAGACAGUAGACGAAUGUUUGUGGUGUGAUGUGUAAUGUACUAGUAAAUCUCACCGCUGAGUGUACAAUUUUCUUUCCUCAAUGUAUAAUUUUAUUAUUAUUACUAUUACUAUCAUUAUUAUUCUCGAUAAUCUUUAACUAAAAAUGACUAUUGAUAAUUGUACAAAUAUACAACACCUUAUCUUCAAUGUUUCUGUCCAACUUUGUUUUAUUAAAUACUAUUCGAAUAAAAUGUUAAUUUAUGGCAUGGCCUUUGUGUAUGUGUGUGUGUGUGUGUGCGUACACACAGUAUUUCUCUUAUACUCGUACUUUGCUUCGAUGUGUUUUGUUCUUCAUUUGUAAGUAUAAAUGCAAAAUAUCCCUUCGUUUCAUAUUCGCUCUCAUCUCUGUUGUAUAAUCAUCCAUCGCUCCAUUCUAUAAUGGUUAUUUAUUUGUUCAUAUUGUGAUUUCUUAUUUUCACUGAAGUAAGGAAUCUCUCUCUCUGUCUUGACACUUCAGUGGAAUGGAACACUGGACAAUAAUUAAUUAAUCUAUCACGUAAACCUGUUGGUUCUUUUCUUUCUUUCUCUGUAAUAUUAUUACAUUCUGUGUACACACUGAAUAAUUGUCUUUGUUAUGAUAAAGUAUGUGGUGUGAG